Aedes albopictus (Asian tiger mosquito) is the source of this 1886-nucleotide messenger RNA. RefSeq names its product glutactin-like. Gene Ontology annotation, molecular function: serine hydrolase activity. The record is from RefSeq and is a predicted model, not a curated record. Lineage: Eukaryota; Metazoa; Arthropoda; Insecta; Diptera; Culicidae. The transcript has 4 exons. The coding region runs from base 149 to 1873 and encodes 574 amino acids.
CCGUGGUCGCCCUUUACGCCGCAAACGCCACACAAGAUAAAAAGAGCUUCCGAUGAGGUGCUCUGCCAUCAUUCGGUGAUAGAUCGCGAUUCAAUUCGGUUUAUGUUUUAGUCAUCGAUGGCUCGAGAAUAAAAAUACCUGGUCAACAAUGUGUGGAAAACAUAUUACAACGGUGCUAAUCAUUUCCGGGGUAAUUUCCUGUUUUGGACAGCAGUCAGGGCCGAUUGUGAAUAUUCAGGGACUUGGUGGUGUGCUGGGUUCCGUCGGAUAUACGGCGUGGACAAAUCGGACGAUCUAUGAAUUUCACGGCAUUCCGUACGGUCAAGCUCCGGUUGGUGCGCUUCGGUUCAAACCUACGGUGAAGGUUUCGGCAUGGGGUGGCACUCGAGAUGCGACGCAACCGGGAACUCGGUGUCCCCAAAUUGACGUGAACUACGUCAAUGUGGAAAACGAGGACUGUCUGACCUUGUCGGUGUACUCGAACAGUUUGGACGCGGAUCGGCCAGUGAUGGUGUACAUUCACGGUGGCUGGUUCUUCCUGGGAGGGGCCGACCAAUACAAACCGAAUUUUCUUCUGGAGUCGAACAUAGUGUUGGUGGUGAUUCAGUAUCGUCUGGGACCACUAGGGUUCUUGAGUACCAUGAGUGAUGAUAUUCCCGGAAACGUUGGAAUGCUAGAUGUGAUAACUGCACUGGAGUGGGUUCAGCAGUAUAUUGGGUACUUUGGCGGCAAUAGCUCGCAUGUGACAAUCUUUGGUGAAUCAGCUGGUGCGGCAGCAGUUUCCUCAUUAUUACACAGCCCUAUGGUACAAUCUAGAUCGACACCGUUAUUUCAGAGGGCAAUCAUGCAGUCCGGAUCAGUGUUCGCACCAUGGACUGUGAGUGACACUCCACUUGAAGGGACUAACGAUAUCGCGGCACGACUUGGUUGUACCGGAGCUGCCGUAGAACAGUGCCUUCGUGGGGUUUCCAUACAAAACCUUCUGGAAGCAUUUUCCGCUCAUCGAUCUCAAACCAUCGCAAACAGUGGAUAUCCUUAUGUGGCAGGAACUGGUAUUGUAGUUGGAGGUCCGUCGUCUUUCCUUCCUCAACACCCGAAGACCUACCUUGGAAACUCUCAAAAGAACAUCGCCGUCAUGGCUGGAACAAACGCUCAGGAUGGUUUGUUCCUGCUCAAUGAACUACACAAACUACAACCGCAACUACUGCAGACUCUGAACACUUCACAUGCCCUGUUGCACUACGUUCACAUACUGCACGAAAAAUUCGGACAUUCAAAGUUCGAUGGAUCGUUGGAGGCCUACGCUUUCCAACACAAUUUCUUGAUGAGCGAAAUGGAUCGAUUACGUUGGGAAGAUCUGGCGUCCAGUUUGACUGAUAUCUGUGGCACCCACGGUAUCAAAGGACCGGUUCUGGCUGAUGUCCAGUCGUUUUCCAACGCCAACCCGGGUAACGUUUAUCUGUACAGCUUCGACUACUCGAGUGCGCUGACCCAGAGGAAUCUGACGGUGCCGUACCCACACGAGAGGCCAGUUCACCACGCCGAAGAACUGAAAUAUCUGUUUCCAAUAGAGAAUCUGGACGAAGCUGACGUAAGGAUGGCAAAGGCCAUGGUUCAACUGUGGACAUCGUUUGCCAUCGGUGGGGUUCCGGUGGCGGAUAGUGUCGCCCAUUGGCCUCCCAUGGAUCGAAUGUUUGGACCAUACUUGAAAAUCACCACUGAGAGCAAGCAGCAGAACUUCUACCUCAAUGAGUUCUCCGCUACUGCAGACAAAAAUCGAGGUUUCGGAGGAGCUGGAAGCCGCGUGACAGCAUCUGUAGGAUCGAUUGUAACGCUUUUAAUCAUGGGUAUUGCUGCUAGUUUGAGAAGCUGAGGUUCAAUCUCUG